Molecule: messenger RNA, 1449 nt
Organism: Lichtheimia ornata
Lineage: Eukaryota; Fungi; Mucoromycota; Mucoromycetes; Mucorales; Lichtheimiaceae
Exons: 7
Coding region: 1-1449 (482 amino acids)
Source: RefSeq, a predicted model, not a curated record
AUGGAAGAUAGCGCCGAAUUGAGCGUGCGAACAUUGGAACGUCACUGCCUAGUUGAUGGCACCUGUCACUGCGAUUGGCGUAUCACACUUCAAGGCUGUGUCGAGCAAAAUGCAAUGACAGGCGUUUAUAUCGGCAACAUCGCUAUCUCGGCUGUAGUGUUCAUCAUUGGUGUUUGUCUCCUGAUCCAUCGCAUCUUUAUCAAGGGACAUCGACUUUUUGAUGUUAGCCCAGCAAAAGGUUGCUUACGACCCAAACCAAUCGAUUGUAUGUUAUUCUUAUUAAUGAUAUACAACAUUCUUCGCUUGUUGACAAGCGUUAUUCUUGUCACGGAUGUUGCUGAUGACAUGAUUUCACGCAUGUUUAUUUUUGAGUUUCCAUGGCAAUUUGGUUAUGGUGCAUUUGCACUUUACCUUGUCGGGAUUGCACAAACAUUGGCUGAUAGCCACAAGGCGAUUUCUCAUGGAUGGUUACCAUCACCAAGGACGGUGGAUAUUAUUGGAUUGACUUUUUUCUUUGCACCCUUCAUUUGUAACAACAUUGUGGCGUUGGUUGGUGGCGCGCUGGCACGCACCAACUUGUACGCAUCCGAAGUGUGUGUGCGAUUGUUGUAUGUAUUUUGGUUUGUCCAUUGUUUUUCACUUGCCAUGGCGGUGCUCUUCUCUGGAAUUCGCUUGGUCCGCAUCCUUAAUCAUCAUUUGACGAAAUUCAAGUCAUCGGGGCCACGCUAUGCAUCUGUCAAAACGGGUAUCUUUAAGAUACGUGCGGUGAUGGGUAUCAUUGUUGUAUGUUUACUCUUGUUUGCUAUCUUUUUGCUCCUAUAUGGAGCUCUUCGUGAUCAGAUCAUGGUGAACGUACCAGGAUCCAUUUUCCUUGGUGUCAUUUGGAAUUAUCUCGGUCCUGUCACCACGCUGUGCGUGGAAUUGGCGGUCAUUUUCCAUCCAAAGAUUGGUACCAGUGGUGUGGAUGGAUUGAAAAGUUCGACAGGUGGACGAUCCACCACGUACGAGGAAACACAAACAUCUUCCUCUUUUGCUGGACCUGGUGUUGACGUGAGUUUUCAGGGCACGUUGAGUCAUCAUGCUUUUGAGGAUUUGAAACAGCAACAACUUCAAUACCAACAAAAUUUCCAAAAACAUAAUCAUCAUCGUCUCCAUGGAAACCAUUAUUCGUCAACACCCCAACAACGCGAGUUUGGGUUAAACGGCAAUAGCACAACGACAACACCACCCACACUCGAUCUCGGCAUGACGAUGAAUACGCUCAAAGGACCUAUUGCCAUGGAGGAGGAGGAUUAUUAUUAUAGUCACGAGCAUCAUUCGAAUCAUAUACCCGCUAUCACACCACAACCAUCACAACCACUCGCGGAUGAAAAGUGGCUGCCUAUGGAUGAACGUGAAGAUGACCUAUCAUCCCAAAUCAGGCUUAUUCGGCACGAAAAGCGUUAUUAG